Messenger RNA from Carassius gibelio (silver crucian carp), 1426 nucleotides. Its product is annotated as collagen alpha-3(VI) chain-like. The record is from RefSeq and is a predicted model, not a curated record. Lineage: Eukaryota; Metazoa; Chordata; Actinopteri; Cypriniformes; Cyprinidae. The transcript is spliced from 3 exons. Bases 94 to 1302 code for a protein of 402 amino acids.
GUUUCCCCCCUCCUAGCUGUUUACACCACACCCAGAAGGGACGUAGUCUUUCUUCUGGACGGUUCAGAUGGCACUAGGAAUUCUUUCCCAGCUAUGCGUGACUUCGUGCAAAGAGUAGUGGAGAAAUUCAACAUAGAGGCCAACAGAGACCGCGUUUCUGUGGUCCAGUACAGUGGAGACGCUGAGGUCCAUUUCUAUCUGAACAGCUACACGACAAAGGAAGAGGUUCUUGACCGUGUCAGAGGCCUGAGACACAAAGGAGGCAGACCCCUCAACAUGGGGGCAGCUCUCCAGUACGUCAGAGACAGUGUCUUUACUGCCACCUCUGGCAGCAGGCGGCUGGAGGGUGUGCCGCAGAUACUGGUUUUGUUUAGCGGGGGAAGGUCAUCUGACAGUGUCGAUGCAGCAGCCUCCUCUCUGAAAGAGCUUGGCGUUUCGACCUUUGGAAUAGGAUCGAGGGGCUCUGAUAGCAGAGAAUUGCAGAGAAUUUCAUCCGACCCCAAUUACGCUCUGACCGUGUCCGACUUCAGUGAGCUUCCAAAAGUCCAAGAGCAGCUGCUGGCCUCUGUCCAGGAUGUUGCAAUGCCUGUCACUCCGACUUCUCCGACUCUGACCGCUGAUGACGCCAUACCCAGAAAGGACGUAGUGUUCCUGCUGGACGCAUCAGAUGGCACUAGAAAUACUUUCCCGGCGAUGCGUGACUUCGUGCAAAGAUUAGUGGAGCAAUUCAGCAUAGAUGCAAACAGAGACCGUGUUGCCGUGGUGCAGUACAGUAGAGACGCAGAGGUCAAUUUCUAUCUGAAUACCUACACAACAAAGGGGGAGAUCUUGAACUCUGUCAGAGGUCUGAGGCAUAGAGGAGGGAGACCCCUCAACACUGGGGCAGCUCUCCAGUACGUGAGGGACAAUGUCUUCACCGCCUCUGCGGGGAGUAGAAAGCAAGCGGGUGUCCCUCAGAUUCUCAUCCUCCUCAGUGGAGGACAGUCAAGCGAUAACAUAGAUAUACCUGCCUCCGCCUUGAAACAGGGCGGGAUCUUGAUUUUUGGUGUCGGCACCAGAAAUUCCAGCAGAGAGGUGCAGAGAAUUGCCAAUGAUCCUACCUAUGCACAGUCCAUCAAUGAAUUCUCUGACCUUCCCAGUGUCCAACAGCAGUUUAUCAGCUCCCUCAACAAUGUGCUUGGUCAAGUCAAGCCGGUGACAGCUACUGUGCCGGGUAAGACAGAUUCCCGCAUGCCUCUAGAAAACAGUACUCUGAGCUCCUCUUUGCAAAGCGUGCAGUUGACCCUGAACAGUUUAAGUUAGCACUGCAUGUGAGCAGAGCCGUGGGAAAUUAGGCUAAAAAGCCAAGGGCUUGAACUCUAGUCACUGAUACAUUUUAAAGUGUUUGUUCAUUCACUCGUUAGCUUGCUUUAGGCCAAGUUUUUCU